Messenger RNA from Exserohilum turcica Et28A, 927 nucleotides. RefSeq lists its product as uncharacterized. NCBI's taxonomy places the organism in Eukaryota, Fungi, Ascomycota, Dothideomycetes, Pleosporales, Pleosporaceae. Gene Ontology annotation, molecular function: oxidoreductase activity, acting on NAD(P)H, oxygen as acceptor. The coding region runs from base 1 to 825 and encodes 274 amino acids. The record is from RefSeq and is a predicted model, not a curated record. Gene Ontology annotation, cellular component: intracellular anatomical structure. The transcript has 2 exons.
AUGUCGUCAAAACCCCAAGUCGUCCUCGUAGUCGGCGGAACCUCCGGAAUUGGCUAUGCAAUAACCCAGGCCAUUCUCUCUGCGCCCUAUCUGCCCCUCAACACCAAAGUAAUCGCCUUUGGCCUCAUCGACUCGAGCAUAAAACUCGAGUUCAGCAAACUGCAGAGAGAGCGGCUGCGCAUCGUCGAGGGCGAUGUCACGCUCGAGGAGGACCGAGAACUCGCAGUGCGAACCUGCUUCAAUGUGUUUGGCGGCCUCGACACACUGGUCUACUGCGCGGGCAUCAUUACGCCGAUCCAGAGGCUAGAUAAGCUAGACAUCGAAGCUGCAAAGAGGACGUUUGAUGUUAAUGUUUUUGGGGCCAUGAGCAUGGUCCAACUUGCUCUACCGCAUCUCCGUGCUUCGAGAGCUUCCCACCCACAUAACUAUGGGCGCGGCAAGGUUAUUAUUCUCUCCUCGGCCUGCGAUAGCACCGUGUCGUAUCAUGGCUGGAUGCCCUAUAGCAUGGCUAAAGCUGCGCUCACCCGCUUCAUUUCGUGUCUUGCUCACGAAGAGCCGCUGCUCAGCGUCCAAGGUGUGUAUCCGAGGUUGACGCGGACCAAGAUGAUUGAUGGGCUGGUCGAAGGCAAGUAUAAUGGGGUAAUGGCGGUCCAUGAGAUUGAAAGAUUUAGGAUCUGGGAUGAUGCAGGUGAGGGGAUGAUUGAGCCGCCAGAGCUGUGCGGCGAUGCUGUGGCCAAGUUGGCGCUUGGGUUGUAUGAGGGCGGUAGGAGUGGGGAGACGCUGUAUUAUGAUGAGCAUGUUCCGAACAAGAUUCCGAGAACUUGAAAGCUGGAGGGGGUUGGAUAAGGUAAUGAUUUCUAACUUCUUAAUAAGGGUUCUGUUGUUAUGAUACGAGAUAGGAAACGAUAGUUGUAUGAUUGAGUCUGG